Bacillus rossius redtenbacheri is the source of this 1289-nucleotide messenger RNA. Its product is annotated as THUMP domain-containing protein 1 homolog. Gene Ontology annotation, molecular function: RNA binding. NCBI's taxonomy places the organism in Eukaryota, Metazoa, Arthropoda, Insecta, Phasmatodea, Bacillidae. The coding region runs from base 91 to 1062 and encodes 323 amino acids. The record is from RefSeq and is a predicted model, not a curated record. Gene Ontology annotation, biological process: tRNA modification. The transcript has 5 exons.
AUUAUUUUCUUUUGUAUUGUAUAGUUGUCUGUGGCAGCCGUCAUCUUUGGUGAUUUUAGUCGGCGAAGCUGUGGCGGCGUAUUUUUAAAUAUGAGUUCAAGUAAUUACCAGAAGAGGAAGAAACCUUAUUACAACUACCGGACAAAUAAGAAGCAAAAGGAAUUUGUUUUGAAAGCUGGGCUGAAAGGGUUUUUGUGUACAUGCAACGCACGCGAGGGGGACUGUAUCCGGGAAGCCUACAACAUUUUGAACGAAUAUUCUGAGAAACUAAACGCUGAAAAUCCUCAAGAAAAUCAGGUGACGGAGGAUGCGAUGGAGGAGCGGGAAACAGGGGACGACGAGGGAGAGGACAUCGACGAAGCCUUGGAGAAGGAGCUGAGCUCCCUCAAGGACGAGGCGAACAAGAAGCCGGGGCAGCGGAAAUUCCAAGUCGUCGAGUCCGGGGCCAAGAACUGCUUGUUCAUCCAAACGACGAUUCCUGAUCCAGUCAAGCUGGCGCUCAGCAUUGUGGAAGACUUGAAUGACACCAAGGCGCAGAAGUGUCGCUUCUUACAGCGGCUCUUGCCGAUUGAAGCAACUUGCAAGGCUACGAUGGAGGACGUACGGGCAGCACUGGAGCCUUUGUUGGAUAAAUAUUUUGCAAAGGAAAGCAAGACAUUUGCUGUUAUGUUCACGCGACGGAACAGCUCGGCGCUGGACCGGGAGGAGGUGAUCAAGCAGCUGGCGGAGAUGGUGACGCUGAGGAGCCCGGGCAGCCGCGCCGACCUGAAGUCCCCGCAGCUGUCCGUGAUGGUGGAGGUGAUGAGGGGCACGUGCUGCCUGGCGGUGCUGCCCGACUACUUCCGGCUCAGGAAGUACAACCUGCUGGAGCUGGCCGCCCCCGAGAAGCGCGAGGGAGACCGCGGCGCGGAUCCCGGCUCGGGCUCCGAGGAGGGGGCCGGCGAUGCCAGGGAGACAGUUCGCGAGACCGGCGACGCCAAGGAGACCGUUGGCGAGACCGGCGACGCCAGGGAGACCGUUCAGGAGACCAGCACGCCGGCUGAGGAGGGCACAGGAGAAUAACUCCUUUUAACCAUUCCAAGUUCAAAUGUUCAAACAACCACCGUUACUUUUAUCAUGGAGACAUUUCAGUUUGGUCAUCCGAAGCGAGGGUUUCACCUAACGGACCGUCAGAUUGGAAGUUUAUUUUAUUUUGUACGUGAAUUGUGAAUCCGAUUUUUUCUUUUUUUUUUGUAUGUAUUAUGACGUGGAUGAUAAUAAAAAAAUUGGUUUUUGUCAAAAAAGAAUAA